Messenger RNA from Spodoptera littoralis (African cotton leafworm), 368 nucleotides. The record is from the annotation of a GenBank genome assembly. NCBI's taxonomy places the organism in Eukaryota, Metazoa, Arthropoda, Insecta, Lepidoptera, Noctuidae.
GAAGUUUGACAAGAAUUACAAUGCUUUUGAGGAGUUUACUCUUACUGAUAUCUCUCAGCAACGUAUUCACUGCAGAAUCAUGGAGGAAGCCUGGGUGUCAUCGAAUCGGUCAUACCAGAAAUAUAAGCAUACCGGAUUGCGUAGAAUUCAAAAUAACUACAAACGCUUGUCGCGGAUUUUGCGAAUCCUGGUCACUUCCUAGCAUCAUGUUAGGCUUCAAGCGUCAUCCCGUUACAUCUCUGGGUCAAUGCUGCAACAUAAUGGAAUCCGAAGACGUACCAGUCAAGGUGUUAUGUUUAGAUGGAGAAAGAAACUUGAUAUUCAAAUCAGCUGUUACGUGCGCAUGUUAUCACUGUCAAAAAGAAUAA